AUGCUGAAUAUCCGAAAUCCCGGAGCUAUUCGUCAACCAGAAGAAGAUAAGGGCAAAGAAUUGCUGGAAAUGGAUCUGAAUAUAGUUCUCGACAAGUCUUCCAUAAUAUCACAACAUUUGCCAAAACUGUGUUCAGAGGCCGCGAACCAAACGUUCACUCGAGAAAUCGAUUUACGAUUUUGGGCCAACACUGGAGUCGUGAAUCGGGACAUAAUAGCGUUGACAUCGUCUGUGCACAAGUCGGCCGCCUCUACACCCGUCCAAAGUUGUCCAGUGAUGAGUGAGACGGAAACGGAUCCGUGUGUUUGUCACCUGCAGAUGUGUGUCGCGUGGUAUCCGUGCGCUCUCAAGUACUGCAAGACCAAAGACGGCAAUACAUCCAAACUGCAGACCUAUCGGUGCGGUAUUAAAACGUGUCGCAAGUGUCGAGACUUUCAAUUUCACUCGCCGUUCAGGAAAAACUGUUUAUGGGAUUAAAAGGCAAAACACAAUACAUAUAUUUUAUAUAUUUUUCUCGUCGAUCGUGUGUUGUUAACAGUAAUUUCAUUUCGUGUGUUUCCGACGCCGUUAUUAUUAUAGUUUUAUUUUAGAGAUUGAAUUUAAUGGACAUCUCUAUCGGUUGUGUUGCUAUUUAUUUAUUGAUUUUUGAUGGAAACAAAUGUGUUGUGAAAAGCAAAUCAAAUUGUAUUGUAUUCUCAGCUAAUAGUAUUGGAUAUGAAUUGUAAUGAUAUUAAUAUUAUUUUUCUCGUCGACGAGUUUACUCUCGCAGUGACUGACAAACACACACUCUAUACGCUCGCGACGUGUCAUAAGUGCUGCCAAAAAAACUUUAUAUUACAUCAAACUUACAGUUAUGUGAGAAUUAAAUGAUAUGAAAAUAUAUUUAUAAAAUACUAAAUAUAUAUAAAUAUAAAUGUAUAUUUAUUCUAGUUAUAUAAUAGACACACAGAUAUAUAACAGUGUAUAUAUGAUUACCAAAAAGACAAGUGACUCCAAAAUGCACUUAUAGUCCAUAAGCUGUUCUUCCAAAAGCAUAAAUCGCUGUAAAAUUUAGAGCAAUUUUUCUAAUUAUACUGAUAUCUAAACAUUAAAUCUUGAAAACACUGUCAGAGAAAUGUAUUUUGAAUUUUUAAGGAUUUACUCUUUAAUAUAAAUGUUAUGAAGAAUUUUAAUUAUAAUUUUU
Molecule: messenger RNA, 1183 nt
Organism: Medioppia subpectinata
Lineage: Eukaryota; Metazoa; Arthropoda; Arachnida; Sarcoptiformes; Oppiidae
Source: the annotation of a GenBank genome assembly